This is a messenger RNA of Geodia barretti, 444 nucleotides long. The record is from the annotation of a GenBank genome assembly. NCBI's taxonomy places the organism in Eukaryota, Metazoa, Porifera, Demospongiae, Tetractinellida, Geodiidae.
AUGCGCUUCCAUGUGCUGACGAUUUUCCCCGGGAUGUUCGACGGGCCCAUGUCGGAGAGCAUCAUAUCGCGCGCCGUUGAGCGUGGGCUGGUGGAAAUCAACCUGCACGAUAUUCGCGACUACACGACCGACAAGCAUCACAGCGUGGACGACUAUCCCUAUGGCGGCGGGUUUGGCAUGGUGAUGAAGCCUGAGCCGAUACUCAGAGCGGUUGACAGCGUAAAGGCGGGCGCCCGCCUUGAAGACUCCGCUCCCGUCAUACUGCUGACGCCCCAGGGUACACCGUUGACCCAGCCUGUCGUAGAACGGCUGGCGACGCACCGCGACCUCAUUCUCAUCUGCGGGCGUUAUGAGGGUGUGGAUGAGCGAGUGCGGGAGGGCGCUGCGACCUGUGAAUCAGCGUGGGGGACUAUGUUCUCAGUGGAGGUGAGCUGGCAGCUAUGA